CGGCUCAGAUCUAUUCAUCUAUAGGGUUAAGCAAGGGACGGCGUCUAUAAAACUUAGAGCAACACUUCAUCGAAACCCUAGUUCUUCGCUACUGCGACUGCGCUUCAGCACAAUGGGUGCCUACAAGUAUGUUUCGGAGCUAUGGCGCAAGAAGCAGUCUGAUGUUAUGAGAUUCUUGCAGCGGGUGAGGUGCUGGGAGUAUCGCCAGCAACCUUCUAUUGUCCGUUUGACAAGGUCUACUCGCCCAGAUAAGGCUCGUCGCUUGGGUUUCAAGGCUAAGCAGGGUUACGUGAUUUACCGUGUUCGCGUACGAAGGGGUGGCCGUAAGAGACCAGUUCCAAAGGGUAUUGUUUAUGGUAAGCCCACCAACCAAGGUGUUACUCAACUGAAAUUUCAACGCAGCAAGAGGUCUGUUGCCGAGGAGAGAGCCGGAAGGAAGUUGGGUGGCCUCAGGGUUCUCAAUUCAUACUGGGUGAAUGAGGACUCCACUUACAAAUAUUUUGAGGUCAUUCUGGUGGAUGUUGCCCACACUGCUGUAAGAAAUGAUCCAAGAAUCAACUGGCUCUGCAAUCCAGUCCAUAAACACAGGGAACUGCGUGGCCUCACUUCUGCUGGGAAAAGCAAUAGGGGUUUACGUGGCAGAGGACAUCUCUACCACAAAAAUCGUCCAUCACGCAGGGCAACCUGGAAGAGAAACAAUACCCUCUCCCUUCGUCGCUACCGUUGAUUUUGUUGCAGUUAUCGUAUGUUGCUUCAUUUUCUGAGUAUUUGGAGGAAAAUCGUCAGUUUUGGAUCCCUGAAUCAUGCCUUUUUUCCCCGAUAAUGUCUUUAGUACUAAAACAGCAGAGAUUAAUGAUGUAAGUUUUUUACUAUGUGCCGGGAUUGUUUUUAUUUAUUUUGUUCGACUUUUUUCGUUGUGGCAAAUCUCGUGCUAUGAUUAUUUUUGGAGUCCGUUUAUUUUUUGGUUUGUUA
Messenger RNA from Glycine soja, 972 nucleotides. Its product is annotated as 60S ribosomal protein L15-1-like. The transcript has 4 exons. Gene Ontology annotation, biological process: cytoplasmic translation. Bases 113 to 727 code for a protein of 204 amino acids. NCBI's taxonomy places the organism in Eukaryota, Viridiplantae, Streptophyta, Magnoliopsida, Fabales, Fabaceae. Gene Ontology annotation, cellular component: cytosolic large ribosomal subunit; ribosome. The record is from RefSeq and is a predicted model, not a curated record. Gene Ontology annotation, molecular function: RNA binding; structural constituent of ribosome.